Pyrenophora tritici-repentis Pt-1C-BFP is the source of this 3456-nucleotide messenger RNA. Its product is annotated as Trichoplein multi-domain protein. Gene Ontology annotation, molecular function: protein binding. NCBI's taxonomy places the organism in Eukaryota, Fungi, Ascomycota, Dothideomycetes, Pleosporales, Pleosporaceae. The record is from RefSeq and is a predicted model, not a curated record.
AUGUUCUCCGAACCUGCCUCUUCGCUCUACUGGCCCCCGGACGUGGCCCGCUAUGACAUGGAAGCACUAUUGUUUUCAUCGUCAGGCUGGUUGCGCACUGCCUGCAUCGUGUGCGCCCUGUUCUGGGUCGCCUUCCGCGCCUACCAAGUCCUGACCCAACCCGUGGAGAAACUGGUGCAGGUGCUUGGCCUCGAAGUCCCCGUUGCGCCGCUGGUGUCGCUCGCCGGAAUAAAGGCAGACGGCGUGCUGCUGCACUGGAAGCCGCCAGAUCAGCGCACUUCUGUCCUGAAGUACGUGAUCCGUAUCAACGGCAUAGACAUUGGCGACAUCUCCCCGCAAGAAAGCUCCAUUACUAUCGAGAACCUGCAACCCGACCGUCAUUACACCAUUCGCAUCGUUACCCUGAACUCUUCAAGCUUCCAAGCCCCCAGCGUGCCCAUACGUCUCCGCACCCUUCCCGCUGAGUCAGAUGAGUUCUAUGGACCACACCCACAGAAAGAUGGCCAGGCCACGAGUGACGACAAUGACUACACGCCUACCCCCGUUAUCCGGCCAAACAAGACACUCGCUGAUGUCGUCACCUCGGUUGCCGCGCCGCCCAUGACCCGCGAACACAGCAAUAGCACAUCCCGCAUGAGGCGCCCGGACAUUGGGAGGAAGAGCUCGCCCGCUUCGCAGCCGCAGGACCAGGGGAGGAUACCGCAAGAGGCUGAAGGCCCAGACUCGAUCAGGCAAUUGACGGAAAAGCUGGAUGCGCUCCGACGCGAGCUGGACGACGUGGAACGGCAGAUUCAGGAUGAAGACCAGGAAUUCAUCACUCAAAAGGCCAUUCUGGUUGACAAGCGUGACGAGAAGAAGGCAGCACUGAAAGAGAAGGAGGAUGCCAGCCGAGAUUUGCGCAAAGAGGUGGCCAGUCUUGAACGUCAGAAUGCCGCGGCUCAAACUAGGCGCGCUCACCAGGAACGUCUCUUCCGCCAAAAGGAAGCCGAGCGGAAGAAGUUGAAAGACGAUGUCGCCAAAUGGACCCGAGAGGCUGGCGAACUCCGCAACACUGCCGAGAAGAUCAAACAGGAGCAGGCCGAGUACCAAUCAGCCUCGGAAAAGCGUAUCCAGGAGUUGAAAGACAAGUAUGCCGAUGAAACGCAGGCGAACAAAGUCCUGGAGGAUGCUAUUCGUGAAAUGGGUAUCCACAUCAAGGUGCUCGAGGAAGAGAGGCAGAAGCUGGAAGAAGGUCAAGAGGGGGCGGAGGCGGCAGACGGUCCUGACAGCGCAGAAAAAGAGGAAGACAACCGAUGGAAGAUGACGCUCGGCCUGCUGCAGCAACAGUAUGCGCAGGCCUGGUCACUAUAUGCCGAAGCUGAGCGUGCUCAUCAAGACGCCACAAACAGGUUGACGUAUAUGCAACAGCGUCGUCUGAGCCAACCUCAACUCUUCUCAGGACCCAUCGCCCCGGACAUGGGGCCGCCAGUGAGGAGGAACAGCCAGCGCGCGCGGCCUCUCAGCAUGCGCGAGGGAGUUCUGUCUGCAGCUACUGCUGGCUUUGUGCACACUUCGUCGGCUCCGUUCAACAGCAUCCCCACAACCGCAUCACCAUCGUUUGGUCAGGCUACACCGUACUUCAAUCCAGUCAACGGCAUGGCACUGCCUCCACGUACUUACAACACCUCCUUCUCGCAGGCUGACUUUGAGAGCUUGACUGGUGGUGCCCCUAUGAGUCCGACGGCCGGCUCGCUGCUUCCAGCAGGCCUGUUUGCGGAUGAUCUGGGCUUGACUGAGGAUGAAGAGGACGACCCAGGCCCGCCCCAGGAUCCCUCACUCAACCCGUCGCCAAAUAUGAGAAAUGUCUUGCCAGGUCUCGGUGCUCCCGGCACUAUGCAUCCCCCGCAGAACUCGAGCUCACCAACUUCACCGCAAAGUCAAUCGCCCAGUGCUUUCGCCAGCCCUAGGGAAAGUGCUGCAGAGUUGCAGUUCUAUCCGACCAACGAAAACAAUGUUGACAGCGAUAAGCGCUCAAUACGAUCCACGUCAAGCUCGUUCCAAAUUAACCCCCAAGCCAGUCGCUUUGGUGGGCUCUUUGGAUUGAAUCGGGCACGUGGCAAGACAUUUUCGGAUGAAGGACCUGCCUUAGGCUCCCUAAAACCGUCUCAAAGUCAAUCGCUGCCUCGCGAGGAGCACGGCCUCGAUGGUAUCGGAAGUUCACGCCGCCGCGGUAGUCAUUCCGAGGGUGCAUGGUACGACGCCUUUAUGCGCACCAAGACUCAGCCUAUGGAAUCGACCAACAGUCCGAAGCACGUGGCUACGCGUAAGCGACCUUUCAACAUGUUUGGCAGUGCAAAGGGGGACGAUCCAUGGCUGCGUUCCAUGCUGGGUUUCCAGAGGCCAGAAUCCCCACGUCAAGGCUCUACAAACUCGCUGGAAGGCAUGGCCCUGCCGCGGCCAUCAACUGAGAGCCAGACACGUUUUGGUUGGAACGUGGAUGCCUUUGGCGCUCGAGCCAGCCCUCUCGGAGUCGACUGGAGCGUCAACAACACGAAUACUACUUCGUGGUCAAGAUUAGGAUCACGCCGUCCCUCUAUGCAGCAUGGAUCCAGCGCCAAUCUGAUUAACGAUGACAUGAUGCAUGAUGAUGUCUUGGACUUUCCUUCAAACACACGGUCACCUACUCAAGCGCCCAUCGGUACCCGACCGCAGUCUUCUGCUUCGCACAUGCAAGCGCAACUUUCCACUUCCUCCCUUGGUCCAAUUCCACCUACGCCCCCCAAGCAGUUGAACCCUGCAGCAGCAAGCUUUACCAUGUUUCAACUGGGUAAGAAGAACGAAGAAGACAAGGCCAAGAAGGCUGCGGAGAAAGAGGCCAGGAAGGCGGAGAAGGCUGAAAAGAAGGAGGAAAAGGAGAAGAAGGCCAAGGCAGACAAGGCUGAGAAGGCUUCGCGAAAAGAUAAGACCACCUCGUCCGAGGCUGGAGAUUCCAGGGAUGCGACUUCACCUUACGGCUCUCGCAUGUCACGUGACACACCAUCGAUUUCCACAGCCGACGUGUCUGAAGCUUCCCCACGCGAAUCGCUUGAACGCAGUAUCUCUCACUCAAUGUCGGAUCAUGCAGGCUCCAUUGGCAAAGAGUCUUUCAUGCAGAAGCUGACACGCAAAGGUAGCACCAAUCAAUUCCUGACGUUUGGUAAGAAGAAUGCUCUAUUCUCCAAGACCAAAGCGGGUGAUGUGCCUGGUACUCCUGACGAGGGAGAAGAGGAGAGCUCCAGUAGCUUCUUUGGCCUGGGUAAAAGUACAGACAGCACAGGCAACAGUCCGAGCAUUGGAACGCCAAAGGACAAGGCCAGCGUCUGGGGCUCUAUCAAGCGCAUUGGGAAGAAGGACAAGACCCCAAGUCUGCAUGAGAGUAUCGCUAGUGAGGCGACUGGCGACGAAGAGGAUGCUCUCACUGACCACUUGAGAGCAUGA